GCCAUCUCCGCCUCCGCCUCGCCUAGCUCGUCCAGUUCGCGGGAGACGCCGGGGAUGGAGCACGACCCGCAGGCCGCCCCGCCGCCCGCCGCCCAGGAGGUCGACGACUGGGCGCGCGACGAGGACGCCGCCGAGCCGAUGGCCGUGGACCCCCACCACGCCGCGGACGCCGAGGACGGCGAGGGUGUGGCGGAUGCCGCUCCUCCCGCGCCCCCGGCUGAAGAUGUUACGCAAAUCCAGUCAUCACUCCAGUCGUUGGAGUUGAAGACAAAUGCUGCUGCACAUGAGGAUGCUCAAGAGGUAGUAGAGGAGGAAAAGGAAACAAAAAGGCAUUUGAAUGUGGUUUUCAUUGGUCAUGUUGAUGCUGGAAAAUCAACUGCUGGAGGGCAAAUACUUUUCUUGAGUGGUCAAGUAGAUGAUAGGACCAUCCAGAAGUAUGAAAAAGAAGCAAAAGAUAAAAGCCGAGAAAGUUGGUACAUGGCUUAUAUCAUGGACACAAAUGAGGAAGAGCGACUAAAGGGGAAGACUGUCGAAGUUGGUAGAGCCCACUUUGAGACAGAAACUACAAGAUUCACAAUUUUAGAUGCACCGGGUCAUAAAAGUUAUGUUCCAAAUAUGAUAAGUGGUGCAUCUCAAGCUGACAUUGGUGUUCUGGUUAUAUCUGCUCGAAAAGGUGAAUUUGAAACUGGUUACGAAAAAGGAGGACAAACUCGUGAACACGUACUGCUUGCAAAAACUUUAGGUGUUUCUAAGUUGAUAGUUGUCAUCAAUAAGAUGGAUGAGCCUACUGUAAAAUGGUCUAAAGAAAGGUACGAUGAAAUUGAAUCAAAAAUGGCUCCUUUUCUCAGAGCUUCAGGGUACAAUGUUAAAAAAGAUGUUCAUUUCUUGCCAAUAUCUGGUCUUCUGGGAACCAAUAUGAAGACCAGGAUGGAUAAAAGCAUUUGUAGUUGGUGGGAUGGUCCAUGUCUUUUUGAAGUCCUGGACCGUAUUGAAGUUCCUUUACGUGACCCCAAAGGUCCAGUCAGGAUGCCAAUAAUUGAUAAGUAUAAAGAUAUGGGCACUGUAGUGAUGGGGAAAAUAGAGUCUGGGACUAUCAGAGAGGGUGACAGUUUGUUGGUCAUGCCAAACAAGACUAACGUGAAAGUCAUUGGCAUAAGCUUGGAUGAGCAUAAGGUACGCCGUGCUGGUCCGGCAGAGAAUGUCCGUGUCAAAUUGUCUGGAAUUGAAGAUGAGGACAUUAUGGCUGGUUUUGUACUCUCAAGCGUUGCUAAUCCUGUCGGUGCUGUCACUGAAUUUAAUGCUCAGUUGCAAAUUCUCGAGUUGCUUGACAAUGCUAUUUUCACUGCUGGUUAUAAAGCAGUAUUGCAUAUCCACUCUGUUGUUGAAGAGUGUGAGAUUGUUGAUCUCAUAGAGGAAAUUGACAUGAAGAAAAAAAAAGACGCUGAUCCCAAGAAGAAAAAACCAAAGAGGAAGCCUCUUUUUGUGAAGAAUGGUGCUGUUGUAGUUUGCCGCAUUCAGGUCAAUAAUUUGAUAUGUAUAGAGAACUUCUCUGAUUUUCCUCAGCUUGGAAGGUUUACACUUCGAACAGAAGGGAAGACUGUGGCUGUAGGAAAGGUUGUUGCUGUUCCUCCAGCUGGGAACCCAACAUUUUCAGCUUAAGCCAAUUUUGAACAGGAGGGAUGUAUAAUGAGAGCUUCUGGAAGCAAUGAGAUUGCUUGAGCAUACAUUUUUUCCAGCCCGGCUUGAAAAUCAUCAAUCAUUUAGGCAUAGCUGUUAUUAUUAAGAUGGGUUGCAUAAUUUAUAGCUCUGGUUACAUGUUUGAGAGGUUGUAAAAUUAGUAUGGGUGUAUCCCGGCCCUAACCUUCCAAUUUGAAUACCAGUGUUGCGAAGGUUUUUUGUGUGCACAAUCUUUUGCCCCUCCUGGGCAUCCGAACAAACACAAUUUUGAUAUGCUCACUUGAACCAGUUUGGUUCUUAUGA
Oryza brachyantha (malo sina) is the source of this 1980-nucleotide messenger RNA. RefSeq names its product eukaryotic peptide chain release factor GTP-binding subunit ERF3A. The transcript has 17 exons. The record is from RefSeq and is a predicted model, not a curated record. Gene Ontology annotation, molecular function: GTPase activity; translation release factor activity; GTP binding. Gene Ontology annotation, biological process: translation. NCBI's taxonomy places the organism in Eukaryota, Viridiplantae, Streptophyta, Magnoliopsida, Poales, Poaceae. Gene Ontology annotation, cellular component: translation release factor complex. Bases 55 to 1659 code for a protein of 534 amino acids.